CGAGGCGGCCCCCGGAACCAAAGAGCGCGGCCCGGCUGCAGCCCGGUCCUGCGCGCGGCGGACGGAGGCGGGAGGCGGCCAGCACGGCCCCGACGGCGGGAGCCCCGCUCUGGGCGGCGGGACCCGGCCCGGAGCUGCCAUGGCCCACAGCCGCUCGCGGAAGCGCUCGCGGAGCAGGAGCAAAAGCGACUCUCGGAGCAGGCAGGAGAGGAAGGAGAAGAAAAGGAGGAAGAGCAGCAAGGACUCGCAGCAGGGCAGCAGCUCUCCACUGAGGAAGAGGAUCUCUGGCUCUCAUGGACACUCCUCCAGCUUGGCAGCAGCCAGGGAAGAAAAGAAGGAAGGAAAGGACAAAAAGAAGAAGAAGGCCAGUACCUCUUCCUCUGGGAUGUCUUCGUCCACCAGCUCUUCCUCAUCUUCCUCUUCCUCCAGCUCCUCUUCUGAUGAUUCCAGUGACAGUGACUCCAAAGUGAAGAAGAGUCAAGACAGCAAAAAAAAGCGAGUGAAACAGAAAGACAAAAAGAAGAGGAAGAAGAAGAAGAAAAAAAUAAAGAAGAAAUCAAAGAAGAAGGCAAAGGAGAGGGCUAAGGAGGAGAAAGCCAAGGGAGAAGAGGUGCCUGGCCCCUCGCUGGAGCAGUGGCAGAAGGAGUCAGUGGUGGACUCUGGGCCAGUUCUGACAGAUGAACAGAAAUCCCGGAUCCAGGCCAUGAAGCCAAUGACAAAGGAGGAGUGGGACGCGAGGCAGAGCGUCAUCAGGAGAGUGGUGGAUCCCGAAACGGGGAGAACCAGACUCAUUAAGGGGGACGGGGAAGUCCUGGAAGAAAUCGUCAGCAAGGAGAGACACAAGGAGAUUAACAAGCAAGCCACACGUGGGGAUGGGCUGGCCUUCCAGGUGAGGACGGGGAUGCUGCAGUGAGGGCAGGCACAGCCAGCCCUGGAGCCCGUCCAGUGCCCCUGCCAGCCCAGGGGGAGCCUCUGCCUCUGGACCACACAGACAGCAGCGUGUCAAGAUGUUCCCCAGGGGCCCUUUCCAGCUGCUCUGUAAGUUACUGACUGGGAAGGAGAGUGACUUUAGUGGCUCCUCUCCCAGUAAACAGCUUCUCCCCUCCCUGUCCCAGCUCAGGCCAGUGUGGCUCUAAUGCACCUGAGCCAUUUGCUCCAGUGCUCCUCUGGAUGCUGGAGGAGCUCAGCAGCACCCAGGGCACAGGCUCAAGGGUGCUGAGCACCUCAGGGUGCUCUGGGCUUUGGGGGGCAGGAGCCAAUGCUGUGGCCAGAACAGGGUGUGUACCAAGGCCACAAAACACAGCUGGCUGCCACUUCUUCCCCUCAGGGGCUGCCCAUGGCCCUUUCCCUGCUGGAUCUGGCUCACAGGCUCUCUGCACACUGAGCCUGCUCAGAGAGGAGUGACUGUGGCUCUGCUCAGGCUGCAGCUCCUCUGCACCCCUGAGUGCCACCCUCCACUGUGCCCCAGGGCUUCUCCCAGCCUUCCUGCAGCUUCACCUCCUCGGGUAGGGGAGCACUGACCUGGCACACUGCACUGGCAUCUGUGCAGGUGUGUGCUUUGUGCAGGGGUGGCUUUGCCUUGCUCUCUGCUCCUGCAUGCAACUCGUGUCCCUUCCCCACAGCACCGGCCCUGGGCAGCGCUGGGGCUCUGGGCUUCUCAGGGCCCAGGGCUGCUCUGAAGUGAACACAGCAGCCUUUUCCCUUGCUGGGAAGUCCAUAAAUCUGCAAACUGUAAAAAAGAAAAGGACAAAUGGGUUAAAGGACAAACGGGUCCUGCAGGACUGAUCUCCACAGAGGGUUUCCUCAUUCUGUUCAUGGCUGUAACCCCAUUAAACUGGUACCUGCUCACA
Haemorhous mexicanus (house finch) is the source of this 1850-nucleotide messenger RNA. It is a transcript of the gene ARL6IP4, whose product is annotated as ADP ribosylation factor like GTPase 6 interacting protein 4. The record is from RefSeq and is a predicted model, not a curated record. The transcript has 6 exons. NCBI's taxonomy places the organism in Eukaryota, Metazoa, Chordata, Aves, Passeriformes, Fringillidae. The coding region runs from base 140 to 913 and encodes 257 amino acids.